AUGCUAGCAUCCGAUCCUUUCAGCGUUGCUUCAUCUCCGCUCGACCAGGCAUCAUGGAAGGCAACCGGCCCGUCCACCGCUGUGCCGCAUGAACCCAACUCCGCUGGCGGUGCCUUCAGCGGUUCGCAGAAUCGAGCCAUCUUAAUUGCUGCGCUCACAUGCUCCUGUCUUAGCCUCUGUAUCGUCUUAUACGCCCUGGGGAUAUUUAUCCGAAAGAGACGCAGUUUCCGGCAUCGACUUAUCAUGCACCUGAUCAUGAGCAAUACUGUCAAAGCCGGUGUAUAUUUCCUCUUUCCAAUCGUGUCGUUCGCGGCAGGCCCAGUGCAGAGUUCGUCGGAUUGGUGCCAGGCCAGUGGGUAUGUGCUGGAAUUUGGGGUCAUGUCCGCCGACAUGGCCAUCCUCAUUGUUGCUGUACACUCGAUCACCUACAUUCUCCGGCCCAACAGCAAGGCAGGCGAAGGUGGACUCUACCCCUAUCGAAACUGGGUGUACCUUUUCUGGCUGGGGCCGUCCCUCCUGGCCGCCUCUUUGGCCUUCGUCAAGGGCGGUCACGGCUAUGUCACGGCUGGGACGUUCUGCUACCUGCCCAAACGCCCGUACUGGUAUCGACUUGCUCUGUCGUGGGUGCCCCGAUAUCUGAUCAUCGGCGUCAUCCUAGCCAUGUAUAUCUGGCUCUACCUCUAUGUUCGGAUCAAGUUUCGGGGCUUUGACAAUCUCGGGCUUACCGGCUCCUCCCAAAGCUCGAGUUCGGAGUCGAGGCGGAAGUCAUCCAUCAGGCCCGAUGACCUCGAGAAGAACUUGGAUGGUGGUACUGCUCGACCCCUGCCAGUAAGCCCUAUGAGACCGAGGAAUCAAGACGCGCCAUUCCAGCCAACGCCGGCACAAUCCGAGCCACUUGAGCCAUGGGAUUAUAUGAAUUUCAUCACUUCCAAGCCGUUACAGGGCGUGAGCCCUGCCGCUGUGGCGGACGAAGACAAGCCGCCUUACGCCGCACGUGGAAGCAACUGGUCGGGAGACACGCAGACGGCUUUUGGUAGUGCUUCGGUGAUACCAGGCACAUUGGACCACUCCAGGGCUGAAAGUCGAAAGACUUCGGAAGCUGUUACCCUUAGACUCGAACAGGGGCCCAUCAUGCCACAACCUGUUCCCGCCGCCACCGACAUGGUCGCCAAUGACCCCCUCAGACAGACGAGAAACGCCAUUCGCAAGCAACUACGAUCACUGUUUGUCUAUCCGGCCGUCUACAUUCUGAUGUGGAGUUUCCCGUUCGCUCAACACGCCUUGUACUAUGACGACUAUUAUGUUCGACACCCGGUGUUCUGGCUCAACAUGAUUGUGUCGAUCAUGGUGAGUCUCCAAGCCGGCGUGGACGGCCUCAUUUUCUCCUUGACCGAGAAGACCGUGAAAGGGGAAGACCGCUCGUUACGGGAAGGUCUGGCUUGGACAUGGAGCCGCAUCAGGGCCAUCCUGGGAUGGGGUUCUGCAGAAGAACCAGCGCCGCAGCCUGUGGCGACCGGGUCUGGUAGCGAACCAUGCCGAUCUCGUCGCACGCCACAUUGGUGGGAGGCAGAAGGGCGACGGCGAAAAGACAGUGUCUGGUUGGGCACGAGUACUUAUGCAGAUUCCAUCUCGCCGGUGGCUACACGUACACGAUCUAGGAGCCCCGAAAAGCCAGGGAGAGUCGUUCACUCGAGGACCAGGAGUUUGGGACAAGCGUCUCUCUUUGUGCCGACAUUGGGACCCAUCUCCGCGGACGCUGCAGAGCUUGUCUCACUAGCGGAAGAGAUGCAUUCUCCAACGACGACGACAUUGACUCCAGUCUCGUCCAAUGUCGGCGCCACGUCGGGACGGCUUAGUUCACAGAGUGUGCGCCCUGCUCCUGAGACGGGGGCACCACAUAAGGCGAGCAACGAACGAUUCAUGAAAUAG
Messenger RNA from Capronia coronata CBS 617.96, 1929 nucleotides. RefSeq lists its product as uncharacterized. NCBI's taxonomy places the organism in Eukaryota, Fungi, Ascomycota, Eurotiomycetes, Chaetothyriales, Herpotrichiellaceae. The transcript has a single exon. Gene Ontology annotation, biological process: adenylate cyclase-activating G protein-coupled receptor signaling pathway. The coding region runs from base 1 to 1929 and encodes 642 amino acids. The record is from RefSeq and is a predicted model, not a curated record. Gene Ontology annotation, molecular function: G protein-coupled receptor activity. Gene Ontology annotation, cellular component: plasma membrane.